AGACCUUCAACUGCAGCUCGGGUGAAGCGGCAGCCAUUUCUCGGGGAGGGGGAGCUCCAGCUCUUGCAGCCGUAGAACUAGCAGAGUAACAAAGAUGGAUGCAGAUGGUAGCUCCAAGAGAAGUCGCCCAGUUCGUCGCGCCGUGAAGGUAGUUCACCAGUUUUAAUUUCUGCUCGCAAUGGUUCAGCGAAUUAUCAAGAAGAAGGUGUCAGCGGUGUCUUUAAGGUAUUUUCGCCAACUGUGUUACAGUGACCGUUACCGCAACACAUUCUUCUCUUUCAGGCCACAACAGGAAGAACCAAAACCAAUCGAUGAACAGUUGAUGAAAAUACUGAGGACUCGUCAGGCGCCUGUAAACAUUGUGCCAAAAACAAAAGACGAGCGCUCAACACAGAAACCCCCCUCGACACCACCUUCUGCAGAUCUUGUCAGCUUGUUGCCAGCGCAAUCAGGAGUGCACAAGCAAAAUCAAUCAAAGCCACUCCAAAUCCCCAGAUCCUUUCCCGUUGCUAUUAAUUCAGGAAAGUUUGAUAGCGAAGAGAGCGGAGAUGACGACGACGACGAUGACGACAACGAUAAUGACAAUGUUGAGUUGCAGGAGACUCAGCCAAGUUCAAUUGAAUGCGAAGCUUCAACAUGUCCAGCAGAGGAGCUUCAUUUGCUCCAGGAAGAACAAGAUAGCAAAGAAAGAAUAUUCCUCUUCCAGCUCCCAAAAUCUCUUCCUUUGCCCAGAAGGUCAUCCAAUAUAGUUGAAACGAAAGGAAAAGCCACUGGCAAGGAGGUGAAGGAAGGAUCCAACCUUCAGCAGCUGCCUCAGGGUUAUUUGGGCAAAAUGCUGGUAUACAAAAGCGGCAAGGUCAAAAUGAAGUUAGGGGACGUCUUGUUUGAUGUGAAUCCAGGAGCAGAGAGUAGGAUGCCACAACAUGUAGUAGCUCUGAACACUCGAGAAAAACAUUGUUGCUUACUUGGGGAGAUUGAGAAUCGGCAUGUCAUUGUGACUCCGGAUGUUGAUUCUUUGCUGAAUGACAAGUAGAGGUUAGGUUGUGAUAUGUAGCAACUUCGUUACAUAUGGUGUGUAUGGUAGGCUUGUAGUUGUGCAGGGUUAGGUUUUGAUCUGUAGCAAUUGUAUCAACCUUGUCAAGUGGUGUGUAGGCUUUCAGUUGUGCAUGAUUGUGUGCAGUUUAUUGUGAUUGUACUAGAUUAGUCUUAGAACUGCUUCUCGCAGUCAAUGAAUGUCUGUAAUAAUUUACGUUUCAGCUUCGUAGAAUCGGAAGAAGUAAAAAUCAGAUCAUCUUAUCUCA
Molecule: messenger RNA, 1301 nt
Organism: Panicum hallii
Lineage: Eukaryota; Viridiplantae; Streptophyta; Magnoliopsida; Poales; Poaceae
Product: DNA-directed RNA polymerase III subunit RPC4-like
Exons: 9
Coding region: 179-1033 (284 amino acids)
Biological process (GO): transcription by RNA polymerase III
Cellular component (GO): RNA polymerase III complex
Molecular function (GO): DNA binding
Source: RefSeq, a predicted model, not a curated record